Molecule: messenger RNA, 1181 nt
Organism: Sesamum indicum (sesame)
Lineage: Eukaryota; Viridiplantae; Streptophyta; Magnoliopsida; Lamiales; Pedaliaceae
Molecular function (GO): zinc ion binding
Source: RefSeq, a predicted model, not a curated record
UACCUCUUUAUUCUUCGCCUCGUCUUCCCAUCCCCUACUUUCUCUGUCUCUCUCAUCGCUUAUCGGUUUCUCUCUCAUCUUUCCUUUCCCAAUCGUUUUCCUUUAGAUUUUUGGGAUCGUCUUCCUCGCCGUUUGUUUCUCUUGAACGGACCCGGGAUUUUGUCUAGCAGUGGUGAAGGAGGAUUUCACGUGGGCUCGAGAGAUGAAGAGGUGUGAGUUGUGCAAAGGGAGGGCGCGGAUGCACUGCGAGUCGGACCAAGCGAGCUUGUGCUGGGACUGCGACGCCAAGGUGCACUCCGCCAACUUUCUGGUGGCGCGGCAUUCCAGGAACCUGCUCUGCCACGUGUGCCAAUCGCCGAUGCCGUGGUCCGCAUCCGGCCCCAAGCUGGGACCCACCGUCUCCGUCUGCGAACAAUGCGUUUAUAUAAGGAGGGGUGAUGAAAUCGGUGAAGAAAACGAGGAGAUGGGGGAACGGCAGGAGGUGGUGGAGGAGAAUCAGGUGGUGCCGUGGUCGCCUCCACCGACCGUGGAGAGUAGUUCGAGCGGCGAAGAGUCUGUAAGCGGAGGAGAAGUGGCGGUUUCGAGGAAGCGACGCAGGAUCGAGAAUGUUUCUUCGAAUUUUCAGCCCGAUGAAGAUCAAGGCUGCUCAUCUUAUCAGCUAAAUACCUCUGUUCAUCCGCCACCGGAUGCCCCGGCGAAUGAGGCGGCGGGUGCGAAGGACUCAUCGGUAUCCAGAAGAAAAACGACGUCGCUGCUGCACAAGAUCCAGAAAACCGAGCUGGGUCGGGCCGACUCGUGUGGAUCGGGGAUUUUGGAUUCUCUGAGGAGAUUACACCAGGAAGAAAAGGAGUCGGGUACAGGAAUGGCCGAGGUAUGCAUGUUCCCAGGACCGUCGAUCUGAUAAAUUCUGCAACAUUUGUUAGCCGUUAGAUAUUGAGUACUGAUCUCCUUCACUAACACCAAGUUAUUCAGAUAUAGUAUCGGGUUUAUGGUAAGUUUUCAGUUACCACCAAGCGGGUCGGGUUGAGUUGGAGUUUGGAUUUGGAUUUGGAUUAGCUAAGAGUUUACAAGCAUUUCGUCAUUUGUAUCUACCAUGACUGUGUUAAUGUUGUUUCUUGUGUAACCUUUUUAUUUUUGUUUUUUUUUUGGUAAUUUCUCUACUAGAAUUUGGAUGAGGCUUA